CACUUUUCAGCCAUAUUUACAAACAAACUGAACAUAACCUUAAAAAAUUUUUAAGAAUUGUUCAUGUCGACUGAAAAACAAAACCAAUGUAUUUUAAUUUUAGAAUUUAAGUAAAAAAGUUUAUGAAAUGGAUCGAUCGAAAUCAUCGUCGAAUUUACGUGGUGCUAAAGGCAAAAUUACACAGCAUCCACCAGAUUUAUUUGCUUUAGGAUCAAAACCAACUUCUAGUCGAGAUACAGAAGUGAAACGAAGUACUUCCACACAUUCAAAACUUCCGUCAUCGAGUCACAGUUCCUUACCGAGUAUUCAUUCAAAAGAUCGUAAACGGGAAGGUGUGGCUCCUUCACUACCAGUAAUUCCAACAAAAAAACCAAAAGUAUUUCCAAUACCAGCUCCAUCACGUUCAGCGGCAACAUUACCGACAUCAUCGGAGCGAUUUGCAACUACAAAUGCUCCUCCAACUAAUGAACAAUGGGAGAAUAAGGCAAUUGAUUCAGAUGAAGGUGAUUUAGUCGCAAACGUUUUAAAUGCAGUCGCUGAUGGUGAUACAGAUCGUGGGAUUGGAUAUUUAUUGGGUGGUUUAAAAUUACUACGGAGUCAAAAAUACAAGCCAGAGUUAAUGUUAAUUACUGCAAUUGGUUAUAUUGCAAAACAAAAGCCCAGUUUAUUUCGCAAUGAUGAUGUAACUCAGGCAGUAUUUUCUUUAUUACGGCGUGAUUCGGUAUCUAGUUUUAAAAGUAAAGGAAAUCCUCAAGUUCCAACUUUUGCUGUUAAUUUGUUAAUGCGAGGCUAUGAAGAGAUAACCAAUUGGCCUAAAUCUUUUUUUAAGUAUUAUUUAGAAGACGCUCUAGGUGAUCGUGUUUGGGUAGAUCAUGAACUAUGUACACCAUUUGUAGACAACAUUCAAAGCGCAUUCAACACAAAAACACCACCCAAGUCACUGUUACAACCUGAACUUUCUUCAAUUGGUAAUCGAGGUGACACAGGUUCGCCACUUACUAUUAAUGAAGAUGAUUCAGGAGACUUUUCUAAUGGGCGAAAGAAAAAUGUAUUAGAAAAAUAUAAUAUCGCAACACAUGCUCGGUAUGCAAAUUGUCUUGAAUAUGUGGAACAGACUGUUUUGGAAGCUGCUAAAGAGCAUAUAUUACGAAAACAACCACCAGAAACAGUUACAAAGAAUUUCUUGCGGUUUUUAGCCACUGCAUGUGGCUUAGUUGAGAUUCGAAUGUUAGCGAUAUCUAAAAUUGAAAUGUGGUUACAUAAUGCAAAAUUAAUGCGAUUCGCUCAAGAUUUAUUAGUUUAUUUAUGUUAUAAUAGUGUGGCUGAAACUCAACGAGAUAUUGAAGUGAUAUCAUUAUUAACGAAGAUUCGUUUUAAAACAAAAGCAUUAGUCAAUGUUUUCUUAAAUUGUUUAAGAGAUAUGAUUGCGUCCCACGAGGAAAAUCUCCCUGUAAUAUUAAAACAUACCAUUUACAAUGAGCUAUCAAAUGCACGUAAUCCAAAUAACAUGAUUAUGAUUGGUGUAAUAUUUCAAACAUCUUCUGAACAUGCAGCCAAUGUACUAGCUGAAAUAUUUCUUGAACUUUUAUUAAAUAAAGAUGAUUAUUUACGUCCAUUACGUACACUUUUACGUGAAAUAGCUCGAGCAUUGCGCUAUGACAUUGAUAUGUAUAUAUUUUGUCGUGCCUUAAUACGCGAACGUAAAGAAACUACAAACACGCUACGUGAAUUUGAGUUUAAAGAUCGUAUGUUUAAUUCGGUAGUUGAUAUAAUAUGUCUAUGUAUGUUUUUGGCUGCAGUUUCACCAUCGGUGAAAGAGGCCGCUAAUUAUUUAUCUCGUGGUGAUAAAAAGGAAUUACAUACAUUACAAAAAUUUCAAAAACAGAUUUCACAGAUUCAAAGUGAUUCUUUAUGGUGGUUACAUGAGACAGCGAUAAGAAUGUAUCGUCCAAGUGGACCUGACUUUAUAGCAAGUUUAAGAAAACUCUUAUUAUUGGAACCGAUAGAGAAUUACUGUAAACAAGAUAUGUGGCCUUCAGAGAAUGAACGUAAUAUUUUGAUGCGACUUUGUACUGAAGUUCCGUUAUUACAAGGUACAUUAAUACGCAUUCUUCUAAUUGGAAUCUCAAAAGAUCACCCCCUUUUACAAAUGGAAACGUUAGAUUUCUGCGAUCCACUAAUAAAGCGGGCUGCAAUGCAAUCUACAGAGUAUACUGUAAUGUUACAGUUUGACAAAUUGGAAAUAAUUGAUUUGAUUUUUAAUUUAUGUACAUAUCAUCAUCCCGAAAAUAUUACUCUUCCUGUAGGAUACACUCCACCUCAAUUAGCUAUUUCCAACUUAUAUUGGAAAGGUUGGAUCAUAUUAUUAAUUCUAGCCGCGCACAAUCCAACGACUUUUGGUAGUGUUGCAUGGGAAAAAUAUCCAACGUUGCGAAUUUUCAUGGAAAUGUGUAUUACAAAUCAUUUUUCGUACCCUCCACCAACAAUGGCAAUGUGUGAGAAUUAUGAGGAAUUAAAAAGUAAAGAAUUACAAAUUGCUGCUUUAGAAAAACAACAAAUUUUAGAGUUUGAAUCACAUUUAGCGGCGGCAUCGAAAAUUACUAUUAAUGAAACGAAUAGUUUGUUAUUACCUCAAUUAAUAACAAUGGCACCCAUGGGAGUAUCUCGGCGUCCUCCUCCAACGAUUCUUGAACAAUUACGCUCAUUGAAUGCAUCUCAUCGUCUAGGACAUUUGUUAUGUCGAUCAAGACGCCCUGAUUUCUUAUUAGAUAUUAUUCAAAGGCAAGGGCCAAGUCAGCAUAUGCCAUGGUUAGCUGAGCUAGUACAAAAUUCUGAAGGGGCCCUAAGUCAUCUGCCUGUUCAAUGUUUAUGCGAAUUCUUGUUAAGUUCCGGAUUAAAUUUAGGCGAAAAAUCUGAUCGAAUAUUUCGACAAAAACAUAUUCAAUUAGUAAAUCAUUUACAUACAUUGUUAACGAGUGAAAAUCAUUCUCCUGCAUCGGCGUGUGAAGUCCUAGAAUAUUUUUUACGUCGAUUAAGUUCACCACACUACACAAGCCGUGUCCAAGCGAUUAAAGGUAUAAAAUUAGUAUUACAAUCGCAUGAAGAUGCUGUUGAUUCUAUGGAAGUGGAUAAUGUCGAAAAUGAAGGAGAAGUAUGGUUAUUAAGGCAGCUUGCGCAAAUGCCUCAUUUUGAUGCUGUGCGUCCACAAAUCAUUGUUGCAUUACGACAAGCAUGUCAAGUUGAAAAUGAUCCAAAUAUGAUUAGCAGUUAUAUUCAAUUUUUGGAACACCAUUCGUGUAUGGACUCGUAUCCAGAGAUGGCAGAGUUAGUUUAUGAUAUGGCACAAUUAAUUGUGGAACGUAGUACAAUUAUUGCCGCAAUACUUCCCACUCCAGAUGAAGUAAAUCCAACAGCUGAACGUAGUUUAUCAUCGUGUGUUGUUAUUUAUAGUGCGUUCCUUCAAAAAGCGCUUCAAAUAAAUCGAGAAGCAAUUCAGUGGGCUGAGUGCACGGAACAAGUGCUAAUACAGUGGUCAAACGGCGAAGAAUGUAUUAUUCAACUCUUAGUCAUUCAUGCUAUAAUUAUUCUUCUAACAUAUGGCCCUGUAUCCGAUUCCGAAGAAUUAUACAAAAAAAUGUUGGAUCAAUGGUUCCCACUAAAUGAGGAGCCCCCAAAAGCUUAUUCAAUUGAAACAUCCGAACAAUUGCUUUACAUUCCUGAUUGGUUAAAAUUACGAAUGAUACGAUCAAAUGUUCCACGUCUAGUGGACGCAGCUUUGGUCGGUCUUGAACAGUCAAAGUUAAUGUUAUUUGUUCAAUCGUUUGGAAUUCCCAUCCCUUCUAUGAGUAAAUUGUUACAUGCGUUAGAUGUGGCAGUGACUGAAGAUGAAAUGGCCGUUGCCGAAGCGGUUCUAGAUAAAACAUAUAUGGCUCAAUUAGUUGAAGUACAGCGACGUCGUGGAGCUGUUGGAGGUGAUAUAUUCGUUGAAGCCUUAAAUUUACAUGAACCACCUACAGCGGAUGAUAAUCGUGUUCAAUUUUUAUACUGGCGUAAACCAUUACCAACAAAUAUUGAAACCAUGACAAGCAGUUCGCAAAUUUUACAUGCGCAGUGUAUACCAAGUUUACUAAAUGCGAUUUUCUUUAAAACGGAGUACACCGGUGACGUAAAUAUUGAUUUUCGCACAUUGUUGAAAAUUUUAACAUCAGAAAUUACCAACAAACAUUCAAAUUCGGUCGUUGCCCUAAAUAUAGUGGUUACAUUUUUUAUAACGAAUUGUAAAUCGAAACCUUUUGCUAAUGUUCUACUUGAAAAUUGUUCAUCAACAACACGUUUAUUGCGAUUAUUUUUGUCAAAUUCGCAAGCAGAACAUAUACCACCAGGAUUUAUUGAAGCUUUAAGAAUUAUUUGUCGAAAUUUAAAAGAUCAAAAGAAUUCCUCGUUAACAUUCUUUUUAACACAUUUUAUUAAAAAACAUACCAAUGAAUCUGAUAAUAUGACUAUGGUAAAAUUUGAAGAUCCUAAAAUAUUUGAUUUGGAUCCUAAUAAAGUUUUAAGAAAUGCAGAUGCAUUAACGCUAGAAAAAAUGGGAAGAAAAAUGUUAGAACAAGGAGUUCAUGUUCACAACAACGCUGUACUAAUUGAAGCAAUUGCUCAACGAUUGAUUGAUAUAAAAAAUGAAAGACAUUUAAAUUUUAACCCUGGUGGUUUAUUAGUUGAUUGGCUAGCCUCGAUUGAACCUGAACUAAUUGGAAGUAGUCCGGAUUUACAAAUGGAUUUAAUGUUUUCAACAAAUCGUUCAAAUUCAUAUCGGGCAUAUUUGCAAACUUUAUUGGUACAUCGUGCCAACUGGGGGACAUUACAUCGAUGCAUUGGUCAUUUAUUAGCUGAUUGCAACUCCAGGUAUGAUCCUACUGCAGUAUUAGAUUUUCUGUGGGCACUUUCACGUAAUCCAAAAUUAUUACAAGGUCGUGAUAAAAAUAUUCCAAAAAAUGUAAAAGCUGAAGAUAUGCUGGAAUUAUCGCAAUUAGAGUUAAAAUCAUUGGUAAAUUACAUGCUAGAAGAAUCAUUUCUAAUCGAAAAAUCACAACAAACAUCAUCACAAAAUAUAAGUGCGUCAGCAAAUUGUACUGAAUUACGGAUACCUUUACUGCUACAAUGUAUCUAUGAAAAUCCGAUAGCAAUAAACUACGUUGCCCGAUAUCUUCUGUUUAUUAUUAAAGCCGAAGAACAAAAAUACAUAAAUAAUAAAGUUGAGACUAUUAUUAUUUUGGAUGAUACAAAUCAGUGGUAUACAGAAAAUGAACAAAAUGGAAAAUUUUUACGAAAAAAGAUUGCUGAACAGUUAUUAUUGUUGUUGUAUAUGCAUGUACCAAGGAUUAUACAUCAUAUUUCUGGAUGUGAUCGCGAUAAAAUCUUUAAGAAAAUAUAUUUAACAGAAUGGUCGAGCAGCAGUUUGGAUAAAAUUUCUCAUUGUUUGUUAACGGCAUUGGCUGCAACACCACAUAUGAAAGACUGGGGAAAACGAUCACAAGAUUAUGAAAUUAUGACACGUAAAAUGUGUGCGACACACCCUGUACUUAUAUUACGACAACUGCAAAUGAUUGCGGCAAGUUUGCGGGGCCGUGCACAUUUAGAUUUUGGUGUAUUUCGUUCUAGAAAUCAUUUAAAUUUAUUUACACAAGUGUUGGGCAUUGUUGAGCUUUUACAGCCUUAUAUUUAUAUGCCAGAGCAUCAAGUUGGUUUGGAAAAUACGUUAAAUGAAUUCUUUACGUUGUUUAAGUCUCAUGGCCGAGUAAAAGAUUUAAUACCGUUAUUAAAUCGGUUUAUUUCGAUACUUCAAACUUACAUCAAUUACGAUGCGAAAAAAGCUUUAAAAUUCUUACAAAAACAUGCCCAUUUAUUGAAUGAUUUACAAAUGUACCAUACAAAUUUAAAUUCAUUACGAGAUUUAAUGACUGGAAUAUUAUUACCACGUGGAGAUAGUGAUUUAACUGAUCAGGAUGGUGGAGAUGUAUUGGUCGCUGUUAUUCCACCAGUGGCCCAAGAACAAUUACCUCCAAAUUGGGAUCAACUUGUUAUUAAUUUAACAAAACUUCAAGGUGAUGAUGUGUAUACAGCGCUGCAAGAUAUUGAACAUUUAUCAAAUCGUAAACCGUCAAUAUUAGAAUCCAUACUAUCUGAAUUAUGUCGUUUAAUGAUGUCACCGACAGUUGGUAUCCGUGUUUUAGCUCAUACGUUGGUGACACGACAUUUAAAACAUAAUCCGACAGAUGAUUCCAUUACAUCGACUGUAUUUACAGCGACACUAAGAUGUUUAGAUUCAUCUAAUACCGAUAUUGUUGUGACAACAUUAGAACGCCUACCAGAAUUAAUUGUUUGCAUGCAAGAAAAUGCAAUUCCAAUAUUGGAAAAAGUUUUCACACUUGGUAUUGGAUCCGAUAUAAAUACAGCAAGUUACAUAAACAAAGUAAUCAAUUUAUUAAAUCUUCAAAUUGGUUGUUAAUAUUUUAUUAUUUAA
This is a messenger RNA of Chrysoperla carnea, 6520 nucleotides long. RefSeq names its product integrator complex subunit 1 (gene IntS1). The record is from RefSeq and is a predicted model, not a curated record. NCBI's taxonomy places the organism in Eukaryota, Metazoa, Arthropoda, Insecta, Neuroptera, Chrysopidae. Bases 128 to 6505 code for a protein of 2125 amino acids. The transcript is spliced from 14 exons. Gene Ontology annotation, biological process: U2 snRNA 3'-end processing. Gene Ontology annotation, cellular component: integrator complex.